This is a messenger RNA of Schizophyllum commune H4-8, 2418 nucleotides long. RefSeq names its product CBS-domain-containing protein. The transcript is spliced from 5 exons. NCBI's taxonomy places the organism in Eukaryota, Fungi, Basidiomycota, Agaricomycetes, Agaricales, Schizophyllaceae. Gene Ontology annotation, molecular function: protein binding. The coding region runs from base 61 to 2169 and encodes 702 amino acids. The record is from RefSeq and is a predicted model, not a curated record.
AUAAACGUGUCUCCCGCGUCGACUGUCUCUUCCAUUUAAACCGUCUCCUCCUGCGCGCGCAUGUCGCGGAUCCCGGUGCCGAGCAGUUCUUCGCAGAGGCACCUCAGUUCGUCGCCUAUCCCAGACCGCUCGUCGUCGCCAGUCCCCGGCGCGCGUCCAACCCACUCCUCCAACCGCUCGACCUCCGUAUCCAUGUCCUCGCUCUCCUUCCCCGGCGGCGGCUCCGCGUCCGACACGCGCAAGAAACAGAGCCGUCGUGAUGAGGCCAUUCGCAAGAAAAUCGAGUCCGAGUUGUCGCGAAAGCGCACGAUCUCGACGACGCACCAGCAGUCAAAGAGCACCUCGAAGCGCAAGCAGCGCUCCGCGCCCAAGGGCACGGUCGCCGCGCUCAAGCCGUCGCCCGCGCUGACCGUCCCGGAGAACAUCACGGUCGCGGAGGCGAGCCAGCUGUGCGCGGCCAAGCGUACUGACUGCGUGCUCGUAGUCGACGAUGAGGAGGGCCUGAGUGGUAUCUUCACCGCCAAGGACCUGGCGUACCGCGUCACCGCGGAGGGACUCGACCCGCACACCACGCCCGUGCACGCCAUCAUGACGCGCAACCCGAUGGUCACCCGCGACACAACCAGCGCGACCGAGGCGCUCGAGCUCAUGGUCACUCGUCACUUCCGCCACCUCCCCGUGUGCAACGAGGACGGGAAUGUCGUCGGGCUGCUCGAUAUUGCUAAAGUCUUCCAGGAGGCGCUUGGCAAGGUCGAACGUAGCUCGACCGCAUCGGAGCAGCUCAUGAGCGCCAUGGCGGGCGUGCAGUCUGAGAUGGGGAACAUCGGGCACAACCCGCAGGCGGCGGCGAUGCUGGCGUGGGUGGAGAAGUUGCGCGAGAAGACGGCGCUGCCGGACCUGACGACGCUCAUGGACGCGCGUACGCUGCCCGCGACGGUCGGCCCGAAGACGACUGUCCGCGACGCGGCGCGUCUGAUGAAGGAGCACCGCACGACCGCGGUUUGUGUCAUGGAGGGCCUGCCCGCGUCGCCUGGGAUGCACCCCAACUCCGCCAAAAUUGCGGGUAUCUUCACCAGCAAGGACGUCGUCCUUCGCGUCGUCGCGGCCGGCCUGGAUGCCGGUCGUUGCAGCGUUGUGCGCGUUAUGACGCCUCAUCCGGAUACGGCUCCGCCGAACAUGAGCAUUCACGACGCGCUCAAGAAGAUGCAUACCGGUCACUAUCUCAACCUCCCUGUCGUGGAGGCAGACGGUACCUUGGUCGCGAUCAUCGACGUCCUGACGUUGACCUACGCGACUCUGGAGCAGAUGAACGCAGUCAGCCAAGAAGCUGCGCCUGCUGCCGAUAAUGAAGGUGGGCCGAUGUGGGGUCGCUUCUUCGACUCUAUCGGCAAUGAAGAUACGGAAUCGUACAUUUCUGGCUCGCACGGGAUGCCCGAGUUCGGUUCCAUGCGCUCGCUCUCCCAGAUUCAGCAGUCGCCCCAUUCCGAGGUUCACCCCAACGACUCGGCGUCCGUCAUGGACGAUGCUCCCUCACAGAUCUCCGGCUACAACCGCCACGGUGCCGCCGCCCCGCCCCCGGAGCUUCCUGUCGACGAUGGCACGUACGUGUUCAAGUUCCGCACGCCGUCUGGCCGUACGCACCGCUUCCAGUCGCGCCACGACGAUGUCGAGCAUCUGCGCGAGAUUGUCAUGGGCAAGCUCGCGACGGAUCCUUUCUUCACGGAAUACCGCCCCGAGGACGGCGGCCCGCGUCCCGACCCGAUCGACUUUGUCCUGUCUUACACGGACGCGGACGGGGACACGGUACUCAUCACGAGCGACCACGACGUCGCCGAGGCCGUGAAGAUUGCGCGCGAGACUGGCGAGGAUCGUGUUGUGCUGUUUGUCCAGGGCGGCAAGGGCUGGGAGCGCGCUGCUCCGGCUGCUGAGGCAAAGGCUGCCGAGGUCGCCGAGGCCGCGCACAAGGCGAAGAGUGAGGUUGAGCACUCGGAGAAGGUGGGCGCCGAAGCGCCGCCGCACCACACGCCGGCGCAUCGCGGGAAGUACGACGAUGUGGACGAGGUGAUGGGUAUACCGAGGGACCUGCUGCUGCCGGCGAGUAUUGGUGCGCUGGCUGUGGUCAUCGUUGGGAUCUUCACGAUCUCGCGCCUGACGCAGCCCAGCUACUAAGCAGUUUACGGAAGUGGUGGUGAGGGAGGAACGAUGUUGAAUAAUGCGUCGAGUCGAGCCGAUGCCGUUCACUAUGCUAAUUCCUAUAUCUUGGAUGCCGAUAUCUAUUGGAAUGUUUACGACCCUUUCACGAAGCCCUUUUUCCAGUAGAUAUCCUAUCUAAUUCGUUCGUCUCUGGACAGCGUUGCCGUGCCGUACAUGUACACGCCUCUACUCAGCUAGUACCGUGAAAGUCAGUCGUUCUCUGCU